AUGUAUUUAAAUUUAAUGAAAAAAAAUGCAAAACAUUCAGAAAUAAGAAAAAAAAGAAAAAAGAAAGACAAUAAUGAAACAUCAAAUAAUUUUCAAAAAAAGAAAAUAAAGAAAGAGGAAAAUGAAAUAAUCAAUGAAGAUUUGCAUAGUAUUGCAACUACUGUGAAAAAUAAUAUUAUUAAAAAUAAUGAUAUAUUUUGUGAAGUUAUCAAACAAUCAGAAGAUUUAAAUCAUAUAGAAUCUAUAAAAAAUACAAAUAAUCUAAUUACCAUUGCAUCACUAUUAGAUUGUGAUAAAAUUAAUAUUGAAAAUGAUAUAAUUUUAAAAGAAAUUCCAAAUAAUGCAAAAAUAAUUAUUUCUCAUUUGUUCUUUACGGAAAUGCCAGAAGAUUUUUUUCAGCUUUAUGAAUUCUGUAAAAAUAUUUGUGAAAAUGAUCCUUUAAAUGCAUUAAAUUAUUUUCAUUUACAACUGGUAGGACCUUAUGAUAUAUUUAGAAAAGGAUUCAUGAAUGCUAAAGUUGAAAAUAAAGAAGUAUUGUUAAAGCAUUGGAGAUAUUAUUAUGAUCCACCAGAAUUUCAAACAAUUAUCAAAGAUAAUAAUAAAGAUGGUUUGCAUUUUGGAUAUUGGCGAGAUGAUAUUUCAGAACAUCCUGUAUUUGUAGCAAAAAAUAAAGCAGCUAUAAAUUGUAUAAUUGAGCCUGUUGCAGAAAAUAUAUUUGGUACAUUAGAUGUUUAUUUUGAAGAGAAAUUGAAAUUAGCCACUCCAUUUGAAAAGAUACGUAUAACUAUGUUGCAUCAAAAGCUUAAAAGUUUUGCAAAAGAAAAGAAAAUAACUUUAGAAAAAAAAACAGCAAAUAUGCAAGACAGAGAAAAGAAGAUUGUUACAAGAACCUUUCAUAAAGCUGGCAUUGUAGUGCCUUAUAAUAAAAAAACUCAAUUAGGAUAUAGAGAUUUGGCUAUAACUGACAAUGAAUUACAAAAACUUUUAAAAGAAAUAGAAUAUGCUUCAAUACCUGAAGUUAGAAAAAAAUCAAUGUCAAAAUUAGAAGAAAUAAUACGAUUGGCAACAAUUGCAGCUGAUGAAUGUGAUUUUGGCACAGUUUUGGAAUUAGGCCACGAUUUAUUUUCUAGUGGUAUUUCUUUUGUUCAAAGUAAAGCAUUGAAUUUAAUGUCUCUUGCUUAUAAUCUUUUACAAAGACCUCAAUUUUUUAAAAUUGCUGAAGUUCAUUUAAAAAAAUAGAAGUAAAAGUUUUGAUUUAAACGUUAUUGAAUAUGAUUAAUUAUAACAAAAUUAAUGUGAAAAAAUUGAAUAAAAUUGAAAAUUAAUAAAAAA
Messenger RNA from Apis florea (little honeybee), 1332 nucleotides. RefSeq names its product Histone PARylation factor 1 (gene Hpf1). Gene Ontology annotation, cellular component: nucleus. NCBI's taxonomy places the organism in Eukaryota, Metazoa, Arthropoda, Insecta, Hymenoptera, Apidae. Gene Ontology annotation, molecular function: poly-ADP-D-ribose binding; histone binding. Gene Ontology annotation, biological process: DNA damage response; regulation of protein ADP-ribosylation. The record is from RefSeq and is a predicted model, not a curated record.